Sugiyamaella lignohabitans is the source of this 2295-nucleotide messenger RNA. RefSeq names its product Rad4p (gene RAD4). The coding region runs from base 1 to 2295 and encodes 764 amino acids. Gene Ontology annotation, cellular component: cytoplasm; XPC complex; nucleotide-excision repair factor 2 complex. Gene Ontology annotation, molecular function: damaged DNA binding; single-stranded DNA binding. The transcript has a single exon. Lineage: Eukaryota; Fungi; Ascomycota; Dipodascomycetes; Dipodascales; Trichomonascaceae. The record is from RefSeq and is a predicted model, not a curated record. Gene Ontology annotation, biological process: mismatch repair; nucleotide-excision repair.
AUGGCCAAACGACGUCAAACGGUAUCGGCUGUCGAGACAAAGAGCAAACGAAUAAAGCCAGAGAGCCCGGCACCUGCUGCAACAGUCGUCGACAAUGAGCAGGCGCUCGAGCGGAUGCUGAGCCCGUCCUCAGACGGCAACUCGUCCGCCUCAGAAAGCUCGCGAAGCGAGCACAACGGGGUCUGGGGCAGUGCCCCAGCCGCCGGAGGCAAAGGCGACCCCCCAGAAGACUCCAGCAGUGACGAAGACAGCGACGACGAUAUUGAUUGGGCGGAUGUGGACCUGCAACAGGGAGAAGUUCCGGAGCUGAAGGUGGCUGAGAAGAUCGAAAUUUCGACCAAGAUUGAUCCCCAGCCCGAAGAAGAUCCAGUUUCAGCAGAGAGAGAAGAAAGGAGGAGAAAAGUCGAGGCAGCGAAUCGGGAAAAGGUUAUUCGUUUGACGACUCAUGUGCUUCAUGUUCAGGCUUUGCUGCAUCAUGGGUCAGUGAGGAACGAGUGGAUAAACGAUUCUAAAUUGCAGAAAACAUUAAAAGAGAAACUUCCAAAACCGCUGAGGUCGGCAUUUAGAAAGCAUGCUAAACACGUUGAUAGCGGUAAGAAUAUUCGCAAACCGGACGAGGUUAUCGAUAACUUGGCAGUGCUGGUGACGAAGCUGGCGUUGUAUUUCCGCAAACAGUUCGAGAUUACGAAACCAGGACUGACUGUGCACGGAUACUAUCAGCAGGGAGAUAAUACUGAUGGUAGUACAGGAGCUCUGGAUUCAGAAGAAUUUAUUUUGAAAUGUUCAGAACGAGAACAGUUCACUGAUUUUGAAGAUUUUUAUAAUACAGCUGUGACUUUAAAAGGGUCUAGAGAUCUCGGGGCACAGGUGUUUGCAUGUAUUUUACGCAGUCUGGGUGUCGAAACGAGAUUGGUAUUUUCACCUCCAUUGCUGGGGUAUUCACUUCAUAAACGAGAACAAUUUGUUCCUGAUAAAGACGGUAGAAAGAGAAAGACGGGUUCUAGUAGAAAAAGCAUGAGUCGAGGUGCGACGCCAGACGAUGUUGGAGAACACCAGAGGGUCAUAGACAGCAAUCUGGCGUAUCCCAUUUUCUGGUGUGAAAUAUACGAUCCUCGGCUGCAGAGUUAUAUUGCCAUAGAUCCAAUGAUUCUGCCGUUUCCGGAUUAUGAAGAUUUGUUAAACGGCAAAUAUGCUGCUGAGAAGCCUGCACAGUUUGAACCACAGGGUCCAUAUGCUGGAAGUCAGAAGAUGUAUUAUGUUGUUGCGUACGAAGACGAUUCAAACUGUCGUGAUCUGACUCCUAAAUAUAUGAGCAGCAAGACAGUUCCACAAAUCAUCACUCUUACAGCCACGUCUCUGGUACGACCCAUGGCAGCGUCCUCGUUUAAAGACGUCGCAUACCUACUUUAUCUGCGUUCAGUCUGGCUCAUGGCUCGAGCUCUGAACAAGAAAUCAGAUAAACUGCGAGCUGAAGACGCUCAAAUGAGAAAAUGGAUAGCAGCGAAAUCGAGUACCGAAAACGGCAGUGAGUCAACUGAACCCAGUUAUCCCAACGUUCUCUCAGCUUAUAAAUCACAUCCGACGCUAGUGCUCCACAGCAAACUGUACAAAAGCCAGACAUUACGACCUGGAGCAAAACCCGUUCAUAAAUUCGACAUUAAAAGUGCCAAAGGCACACGAACUGAAAUUGUAUAUCAUCAAAAAGAUGUUGUAAACUGCCGACCUCAAGCAGCCUGGUAUAAAGAGGGCCGAGUUAUCAAGCCAGGAGAAAAGCCUAUGAUUAUAGAAAAAGCCAAGCCGUCUACAAGAAACGGCAAGAGAAAACUAGAAACGAGCAUCAAAUACGGGGAUAACCCUGAAGUUGUCGAGCAAGGACUGUAUUCAUACGAACAAACGAUGGAAUACGUCCCACCAGAAGUGAUCGAAGGACAACCCAUUCCGCGAAACGAGUUCGGCCGGGUCGAAAUCUUUACCCCGAACAUGGUCCCCAAAGGAACAGUGCAUCUUCGGUACCAGGGACUCGGACGCAUCGCCAAAAAGCUCGGCAUUGAUUUUGUACCUGCCGUUGUCGGGUUCAAAUUCCAGUCCCGGUUUGCCAAACCCGACAUCGACGGAGGUAUCGUCCCCGUCAACUCUGCCGAAAUCCUUCUCGACGCCUGGCGUCAGGACCAAGAAACCAAACGCGAAAAAGAAACCGCUGCUCGCAACGAAGACGCACUCACCCGCUGGAAACUCUACGUCGCACGUCUCCAACUGCUUCGCCGUCUCGAAAACAAGUACGGACGAACCUCUUAA